This is a messenger RNA of Orycteropus afer afer, 3375 nucleotides long. It is a transcript of the gene EXD3, whose product is annotated as exonuclease 3'-5' domain containing 3. The record is from RefSeq and is a predicted model, not a curated record. The coding region runs from base 1 to 3375 and encodes 1124 amino acids. NCBI's taxonomy places the organism in Eukaryota, Metazoa, Chordata, Mammalia, Tubulidentata, Orycteropodidae. The transcript has 26 exons. Gene Ontology annotation, molecular function: 3'-5' exonuclease activity; nucleic acid binding. Gene Ontology annotation, biological process: nucleobase-containing compound metabolic process.
AUGGAGCCAGGAGUCCCUGCCGGUGACCCCACCGCUGGUGAGACAGCUGCCUGUGGCCCCGCCUCUGGUGACCCCCCUGCUGGUUGGAACCCACUCUUGCUCCUGAAGGCACUGCAGGCACAGUGGCCCACAAAAGCACUGCAGCAGCUCCGGGAGGAAGCCUGGCGGGGCUUUGCUGCCCUGGACGACCCGCUCACUGGACUCCUGGACAUGCUGGAGAGUGGCCUGCCUAGCAAGGGGCAGGGCCACUCACUGCUGGCCUGGCUCGCCUGUGAGCUGCAACGCUGGCUACAGGCGCAGCCGCGAUACCCUGGGCCAGCCCCCGGCAGCCCACAGCUGGAGCAGCUGCAGGCCCGUCUGGCUGGGCUCCUCACUGGGAGCCCGCUCAGCCUCACCGAGCCGCUGGUCAGCAUCUUCCGGCUGCAGGACGCCGACCGGGGUCUUCUGCUGGGCCAUAUCGACCGCCUCCACAACAGGGGCAAGUUCAAAGAGGCCAUCCUGCUGAGCAUGAAACUUAAACUACAGUCAGAGCUUGACAUUGAAAAGAUGAGCACCCCGCUGCUGCUCCAACACAGAGUGAACCUGCUGGAGCGCUAUGUGGAUGGCUUCCCGGACCUACAGCAGGGGCUGCUGAGCCUCAUGGACUCCUGGUGCCAGCCCGGCUUUGACCUUAGACAGGUCGCCAGUAGGUUUCCGCAGAUGACGGCUGCCAGGCUGGAGAAUCUGAGUCCGAAACUGCUCAGCCGACAGGUGCUGCGCCUUGUGCAACAGUAUGGCAUGGACCCAGCCCUGUUCCCCAAUGUCAUCAACCAGCAAUACCUGGGGACUCUGCAGUUCCUCUGCUACAAACGGUUUGUGGAGGGAAGCCUGUCUCAGGAGAACUGGGCUGACCACGUGCAGGGCCUGGUGGGGCAGAAUGAGUGGCUGCAGGACCAGCUGCUCCAGCUGCUGACCUCGCAUGGUGACGCGGCCAUGGCUGCCCGGUGUGUCCGGGACCUCUCACUGCCUGAGGGGCGGCUGCCGGCUUCCGUGGCCGCAGAGCUGACCACGCUUCGGCUCCAGGAGAGGAUGGCCCUGGCUGGUGGCAGGCCAGAGGAGCCCAGCAGCCGGGACGGGAGCAGUUACUACCGGCUGCCUGUCACCAGGGAGCACAUCCACUUCUUGGCCACGUGCGAGGACCUGACCCGGCACAGGCCCCAGCUCCUGCAGCCUGGUGGGGUGGUCGGUGUGGACCUGGAGUGGAGGCCUUUGUUCCAGGCAGCUGCCCGGCCCUGCGCCUCCCUAGUGCAGCUGGCGGUGGAGGGCUGCGUGCUGUUGCUGGACGUGCCUGGACUCGCUCAGCCGCCAGGGGGACAGGGCGCACAGGCCUUGUCUCAGUUCCUGGGCCAGCUCCUCUCGGACCCCUCCAUCACCAAACUGGGUUACGGGAUGUCAGGAGACCUGCGGAGUCUGGGCACCUCCUGCCCCACCCUUGCCAAUGUUGGGCAGCAGAUUCGGGGAGCCCUGGACCUGCAGUGGGUGCACAGGCAGAUGCGCGAGGGAGCCACCCCGAGUCCAGGUGUGGACACAGCAGAGGCCCCUCGGGGCCUGAGUCUGCUGGUGCAGCAGGUGCUGGGCAAGCCUCUAGACAAGGCCCAGCAGCUCUCCAACUGGGACCUGCGGCCCCUGCGCGAGGAGCAGCUGGUCUAUGCAGCCACAGACGCCUACUGCCUGCUGGACGUGUACAAGGUGCUGUGUGGAGACCCUGCCCGCUUUCACCUGUCUGAGAACCUGGCCAAGAGCCUGGGGGCCAGGUGCAGCAUGAGAUCAGGGGCCCAGGGGCCACGCCAGCAGCCUGGUUGCCAGGAGGAGGCCAGGAGGCUGAUAAGUGAGGGGUGGGCUGUGUUGCAGGCUUCUGCGUUGGCGACGGAGGAGUUGGCCCCUGAGGUCUCGGCUAGGAACUUCCGUGUGGUGUGUGACAACAUGCUGCAGGGGCUGGCACGGAGCUUGCGUUGCCUGGGAGUGGACGUGCGUGUGCUGGGCGCCGGCGAGGACCACCGCAGAGCGGCUGAGGUCGCCAGACAGGAGGGGAGGAUUAUCCUGACGUCCGGGCUACCAUAUCACAAGCUCCGGGCCCAGGUCGGCGCUGGGCGUUGCCUGUCUGUGGACUGCGCCCUCAAGGCCCGGGAACAGGCACUCAAUGUGCUCAGGCACUUCAACGUGCGUGUCACCUUCGCUGACGUCUUCAGCCGCUGCCAGGUGUGUAACUGUGACCAGUACCUGAAGGUUUCCAAGGACAUGAUGAGACACCUCCUACGGCUUGGCGGCUACCAUGAAGGCCCCCGCAGCACAGGUGACGAGGCCACCCCAAGCGAGGACGGGCAAGGCACAGGUUCAGCAGCGGAACUGGCUCCUGGAAACCGAGUCUAUGACCUGCCCUGCCGCUGGCUGGAGGCAUCGGAUCUGCAGAGCGUCACACCGGCCACACUGCAUAACGGCACAAGGCUGCAGCUGGCGGGGGUCCCGGCAGGCGUGCUGUGGCGCCCGGGACAGUGGCCCUUCUACUGCUGCUUGGGCUGUGGCAAGAUCUUUUGGGAGGGCUCCCACCUGGGCCGCCUGACUGCACAGUUCCGUGAGAUCCUGAGGGCCCCACCACCUGGUUUCUGUGAGCCCCCAGGCUCUGCAGGACAGGACAGCCUCCCGGUGCCCCUCAGCCAGCCCCAUCCUGGGCCUUGCAACCCCGAGGAGCGGCAGUGGACCAGGAGGAAGAGGCCUGGGCGCUGGCGCCCUCCCGCCCAGCUGCAUCCUGAGGCCCUGCUCUGGCCCUGGACAGGCGGGACAGCCGAGGAGGACGGGCGCCUGGCUGCAGGAGCUGGCGGCCUCUUCUCCGCUGCAGGCCGUGGGCCUCCAGCUGGGCUGCCCUGGACCCUGGACCGGAGCAGCGUGCUGUGUGCCCAGCUCCGGCGGCCGGCUGCAGUGGGCUCCGGCCGCCCCAGCAGCCGCCUCUGUGGCAAUUGUCUGCCGCAGUUCCUGCCGCCGGGCGUCCUUCCUCCUCGGCCGCUGGCCUUGUUAUUGAUGUCUACCCUCUCCCGGCCCUUCCACCACCAGUGUGGGGACAACCCUGGGAGGGGGGGUGGUCUGAGCAGAACGGGCUGGACCGGGGCUGGGAAGACCGAGAUUGAGCUCUUCCCGGGCGGCAUGAACGGCCUGGUCACCAGGAAGCCGGGGGGCCCCCAGGGGCAGCAGCAUGGCCCCCUGGAGUCAGCAGGGUCAGGCACCAGGGCUGCCGGCCGGAGGCGGCCACUUCCGAUGGAAUGCGAGUCCCGGCGUGUUGCGCUCGCCCUGCCUCCCGCGGCUGAGAGGUCCUUCCUCCCAGCAACCACAGAGGAGCUAUAA